AUGAUGAGCGAAAACACCUGCGAAAUCUGGGACAGAGUUAGCUACAAGCUAGGACACUCGCCGGGGAAAGAAAAUGAAACCGACUCUGGAGUGAACUCGAUGGACUUUCAAGAAAAACUCAAACUUUCGGACGAGGAAGUGAUCGUCACUCCCGAGUCCUGCCAUCUUCCGCCGAUCCCUGCCCCGCGGCGAAUGCCCGAACCGACCUCGCAUGGACUCCACCAUCGACCCUCCCAUCACCGCUCUCUUUCUGUCGACCGACCGAUCGGAUCUGGCAAAGAUGCCAUGUCUCGCCUUCAAAACGCUCGAAACAGAGCUGCCAACAUCCGGGCCAGGUCAAAAGAUCGUCAAAAUUUGGACAGCAUGUCGACCUGCUCUGGCUUUGGCUACGGCGGCGGAGAGCGAGGCAGAUCGCGGCAUCGGCGAAAUUCUGACGCAGCGUCUGAAAUGGCCUCCCUUCCACCAUCUGGCUAUGGUAUGGGCCUCAGCCACCGUCAGCGACAGGGUUCUGUUUCAUCUCUCUUGUCGCACCGCUCGGGGAAAGAUCUGAUCUACGGGCUGGAAGAAUUCGAGGCGCAGAACCGAAUCGACCUUGAUCACGAACGCGCCGAAGCUGCUCGCGAGAAAGAAAGGAUGACGCAAAUAGCUUCGAUGAAAGACAGACCCUGCGCGAUCAAAGACCGCAUCAGAGAAUUGGAAGGGCAGCUCGACGAGACGCUCCAGUCGCUUCGAAUGGAAAAAGCACUUGUCUCCGGCGAACUCCACGAGGAAGAAAACAUGCUUGAAAUUGAACGCGCUCAGUUGGAAAACAACGUUUGUGGAGCAAGAAACAACGAGAUCUCCAAAGAGCUGGAAAUGACUCUGCGCGACCGUAAAAGACGGAUGGACGCUUUGAAAAAUCAACUGGUGGUCCUCGACGCGGAGAUGCGGGAAGAGACGCUCCGGCUGAACGCUGAGCGGGAUGAGCAGAUCAUCGCACUGCAGCGCGAGGAGAAACAGAUGAUUAGCCGAUUCCAGCGGAAGGCGCCGUCGUACUGCACCGGUCCGCGGGUGCGACGUCCCCGCGCGCGCUCCAACAGCGGCAUCUCAUAUGACGGCGGCUCCGUGCUCAGUGUCGACAGCUACGGAAGUACUGCCAACUCGAAUUGGAUCGUUGAGCGCGCGAGCCAACUGGCCCAGGCGCAAGACAGCGAAAAGCACGUGGAAGAAAUGAAAAAGCUCCUAAUGGAAGUGCAGGAAGAAAAAGAACGACUGAUGCGAUCUCUGGCCAGCGCAUCCGAAGAGCCGACUGGAAUGACCUCUCCCGGCUAUCCUCGAGCGAACUCGACGUUUACCAACCACACGAGGUCAAAUUCAGUGGGCAUUUCUCAAAGCGGGCGGAAUCCGUCUGACUCGGUCUUCGAUCAAUCCGUCAUUUCGCCAGUAAAGGACUCGAUGCCCCCAAGCUCGAAUCCGUCAAUUUCUGACAUCGGCGCGUCUGCUUCACAGUACGGAAACGAUCAGGUGACGAUGCGCUCUAGUGUUUCUCCGGAAGGAGAUUCAAGGAGAAAAGAAAAUCGCCCGAUGACCAGAUACGUCGCAAAUACGAGUCCAAAUCUGGAUUUGAGAACUCAUCUGGAAGCUCAAGGCCACAACCCACGAGUGACAGCUUCUCUCGACAUUACUCCCCACGCGAUUCGGGGAAAACUGUCGAAGCUGGCAUCAAGGAAGAAGCGACGACCGUGGAAGCGAUGGAAGAACAGAUGGGUCCUCUUCGAUCGCCGGACACGAUCGCUUCAGUGGUUUAGCAGCGAGAAAGAGAAGAAGCCAAACGGGGUGAUCUUUUUCCCCGAGAUCUCCGACGUUUUCAUCGAUCACAGCAACAAAUUCAAAGCCCCGAAUCGGCGCAUUGGAAUCGUCAUCACCACUUCGAGCAGGCGUCUGGUGCUGGCAGCGAAAUCAUCCGAACUGGCGCGCGUCUGGGUCGACGCCAUCGUCACCGGCUGCGAGGGCAACACCAACGCGCUUUAG
Molecule: messenger RNA, 2010 nt
Organism: Oikopleura dioica
Lineage: Eukaryota; Metazoa; Chordata; Appendicularia; Copelata; Oikopleuridae
Source: the annotation of a GenBank genome assembly